AUGGAGCUUUCAAUUCACGCCAGCAUGCAGAAGCAGCUGUUUUGUGCCGCUUUGCUGCUCUUCGUCACAUUCUCGUCCGCACAAGAAGGCACCCAGGUGAAGAAUGCCCAGUGUCACAACUACGCCGGAGGACACGUCUAUCCUGGGGAGGCUUCCCGUGUACCUGUGUCAGAUCAUUCCUUGCACCUCAGCAAGGCAAAGAUUUCAAAGCCUGCGCCACACUGGGAAGGAACAGCGGUCAUUAAUGGUGAAUUCAAGGAGCUGAAGCUGUCAGAUUACAUUGGCAAAUACCUUGUCUUUUUCUUCUAUCCUCUGGACUUCACGUUUGUCUGCCCAACUGAGAUCAUUGCCUUCAGUGAUCGCGUACAUGAGUUUAGGGCCAUCAAUGCGGAGGUGGUUGCCUGCUCAGUGGACUCCCAGUUUACCCACCUGGCCUGGAUCAAUACAGCCAGGAAACAGGGUGGAUUGGGACCAAUGAAAAUUCCUCUUUUGUCUGACCUCACUCACCAGAUUUCCAAAGACUAUGGAGUGUAUCUGGAGGAUCAAGGCCACACUCUGAGGGGACUCUUCAUCAUUGAUGACAAAGGCGUUCUGAGGCAGAUCACCAUGAAUGAUCUUCCGGUUGGACGUUCCGUAGAUGAGACGCUUCGGCUGGUUCAAGCAUUCCAGUACACCGAUAAACACGGAGAAGUGUGUCCAGCAGGAUGGAAACCAGGCAGUGAAACGAUCAUUCCUGACCCCGCAGGCAAGCUCAAGUAUUUUGAUAAACUGAACUGA
Molecule: messenger RNA, 777 nt
Organism: Nerophis lumbriciformis (worm pipefish)
Lineage: Eukaryota; Metazoa; Chordata; Actinopteri; Syngnathiformes; Syngnathidae
Source: RefSeq, a predicted model, not a curated record